Manduca sexta (tobacco hornworm) is the source of this 1445-nucleotide messenger RNA. RefSeq names its product stromal cell-derived factor 2. The transcript is spliced from 4 exons. The coding region runs from base 156 to 821 and encodes 221 amino acids. Lineage: Eukaryota; Metazoa; Arthropoda; Insecta; Lepidoptera; Sphingidae. The record is from RefSeq and is a predicted model, not a curated record.
CAUUAUGAACCGGUUAAAGUCAAAGACCAUUCUGCCUAGUCUCAAAACCAUAGCGAAAACAAAAUUUUAUAUUUUAUCAUCUAUGAAUAAUGAAUUUAUCAGAUUGUCGUUGUCAUUUGUCAAAUCAAACGUGUAAAUUGUAAUACACACGAAAUAUGGGUUUUACUAUAAUUUAUAAUAUUUUUAUUGUGAUUUUCUUCGUCACAUUACAGCUAUACAUUUGCCAAGGUGCUAAGUCGGAAUUUGUCACCUGCGGCACAAUAUUGAAAAUAAUGAAUACUGAUUUGCGGCUCCGACUUCACUCACACGAUGUUAAAUACGGGUCUGGCUCGGGCCAACAAUCAGUCACAGCGGUGGAUGUUACCGACGACAGCAACAGCCACUGGCUUGUCAGGCCGGUGAUGGGAGAAACAUGCAAAAGGGGUGAGCCAAUCAAAUGCAACACAAACAUCCGUCUUCAGCACAUAGCAACCAAAAAGAAUCUACACUCACACUAUUUCUCUUCACCACUCUCUGGAAACCAAGAGGUGUCAUGUUAUGGUGAUGAUGAUGGUGAAGGUGACAGUGGAGACAACUGGACUGUUGUGUGCAAUAAUGACUACUGGAGGAGGGACACACCCGUCAAGUUUAAACAUGUGGACACAGGAGCAUUUUUGGCGGGAUCGGGUCGCACAUUUGGUCGACCUAUCAGUGGACAAGGAGAGAUUGUAGGUGUCAGUUCUCAGUAUGGUGCAUACACAGACUGGCAAGCUAAGGAGGGUCUGUUCAUCCAUCCAGGAGAGCUACUGCCCCACCAGCAUGCAGUGCACACAGAGUUAUAAUACACAACAUUUCAACUUUAGUACAUUGUGAUAAUUUUGUAUAUUUUUAAUUUAUUUAGGGAGAAACAUAAAUAGGUAAUAUUUAUUUUUUCUCCAUGAUGAAGAGUCAUCUACCAUGAUUUGGUUAAGUGUUCCUGGGGGGAAAAUAAAGUAACAAAUAUUCUACUUGCUCAUGUGUUAACUUUAUCUCAAAGGCUAUUUAAAAUCAUUAGAAUGCAUUUCAGGCAUUCUUCCCACCCAUAAUAAUUGGUUGCAUUAACAAUUGAAUAUAAAACAAACUAGAUUACAUGUAAAUAUAGAAGAAAUUAUUAGUAAAAUAUAUUGUAAUGUUUCACUGCCGUUGUCAUUCACCAUUUACACUGAGCUAUCCUUACAGUAGGUGAACUAUUAAUCAUAAACAAAAUGGUGCAUUGUACAGUAUUUCCACAGCAAUAAUGAUAAUUAUCAAGUUCCUUGUAUAUCCCAAAUACAAUUUUAAUAAUUGGAUACAGUUUAUUUUGAUAGAAAAUUAUAUUAUAAAGUGAAAGUUAAGUUAAAAAGCAGUGUUACAGAUACAUCACUUCAAAUGCACUGUCGUGCUCGAUUUGUUGCUAUCGUAAUAAUGACCGAAUAAAAUGUUGAAAA